Molecule: messenger RNA, 1863 nt
Organism: Oreochromis aureus
Lineage: Eukaryota; Metazoa; Chordata; Actinopteri; Cichliformes; Cichlidae
Exons: 6
Coding region: 82-1863 (593 amino acids)
Source: RefSeq, a predicted model, not a curated record
GUGUGGGCAGGCAAAAAGCCAUCUUUUAAUCGGUCCAAAUUAUAUGCUCCAAAAGAUAAUGGCGGGUUGGCAUUGUCCAAGAUGGUUUGGUAUCACUAUGCUUUCUCCCUCUCUCAGUUAGUUAAGAUAUACAAUUCCCUUACGGAGAAGCCUUCAUGGGUUGCGAUUGAGGAAAGUCUUGUGGCUCCUUCGUCUUUAGAGGCCUUCCUCACUCAGAAGGGAAGACCAGUACCGUUUAAAGAUCCUGUAUUGGCUUUCAUGCAAGAGACCUGGUCUAGAGCUCACCAAUAUAUCAACGUUAGCCCUUAUCUAACCUCUAGAGCCUCUAUCUGGCAUAAUAAGAAAAUAUUAAUUGGUAAGAAACCAGUCAGGUGGGAGGCUUGGGCUAGGACAGGUAUCAAUCAGGUGGCGGAUUUAUUUGGGCAGACUGGCAUGAAAUCUUUUGCAGAAAUCAGACGAGAAUUUAAUCUGGAUCCAAGGGAAAUUUGGAGGUUUUUUCAAAUAAGACACUGUAUUAAAACCAUUUUGAAUAAUAACCCAGACCCUCCAUCUAGUAUUCAGGAGAUGUUUGCAGCUCCUGGCAUUAAUAGAAUCAGGGCAUCCAAAUUCUAUGGGAUGUUCAGAGAGGCGCACUCUCCCAAUUUGGGGGGAUUGAGGCAGUGUUGGGAGAAGGAUCUGGGUAUCCAGAUUUUAGAGGACACUUGGAAGCAGCUGGUUUCAUCAUGGUAUGUUUGCUCACCUGAAACACAGUCUCAACUUAUCCAGUACAAGUUGCUUCACAGAAAUUACUGGACUCCCAGUAAAUUAGUCAGGCUGAAGCUUGUGGAUAAUGACACCUGUUGGAAAUGUCAGGAGGAAGCCGGGACUCUAGUUCAUAUGUUGUACACAUGUCGGAAAAAUGAUUAUUUGUGGGACGGGAUCAUUAACUUGGUGAAUGAUAUUUUUAAACUUAAUCUCUCUAAAUCCCCAGCUGUAUGUGUCCUGGGCCUGUUACCUGACAACAGUAUUCUUUCAAAAAAACAGAGACUGUGGAUGCGUCUGGCUUUCAUAACAGGAUGCAGGAUAAUACUGAGGCACUGGAAGUCAUCCAGCCCCUGUUCUCUCAGGAAUGGACUGAACAAAUGUCUAAGAUGGCAUCAUAUGAACGGGUUAUUUCUUGCACUGCUCCGAGCCUACUGCGCUCCGAACUGUGGAGCCGCUGCCGAUGACCAGGAGGGGUCCAUUAGGGACCUGGUUAAUGACAGUGAGGGGCUGGUCCACCGCACCUAUGCCCCCAUGCCCCCCACCUUCCAGGGCGAAUUAGCUCGAGACCACUUCCUCCAGGCCCUGCUUUUAGAUGAGCUGCGGAUCCAGACACUGUUAGCUCAUCCUAAGUCCCUUCAGGAGGCCCAGGAGCUGGCUACAGAGAGGAUCAGGGAAACGACAUGGGGUCCACAUAACGACGACGCAGGGCCCUGGGGCUGUGUCCCGACCUCCUGUUCCUGGAGGAACAACCCAGCUCAGGGACCACGGGGUUGUGAAUGGACUAUGCUGCUCCGCCCUGGUGGAUACCGGGUCUUCAGUGAUAGUUUUAAGAACGAGGUGGUGGGAAGGGGGGAAUGCAUCCUUCCUACCAUGGUGAAGCUGCAGACUGUCAUGGGAGAGCGGGCCCCUAUGCUAGGGGAAUUGCUAGUCACCCUGAGUGUGGGGAGGAAGUUCGUCCGCUGCUCGGAACUGCUGGAUAAGGACGGGAGAGUUUCACCUGUGAGGGGGGUGUGGGAGGAGAACUGCGAUGGACUGACUGCUAGCGAGCAGGGCUUGCUCUGGCAGCUGCUGCUGGACUUCAAGGACUGCUUCUCCUUUUCAGAGGAUGAUAUGGGCUAG